AUGUCGAACUCAAACAAAGUCAAUGGGUACUUUUCCGAGUAUCAGCAGUCGACCACGACUGGGAUCGAUUGGUCCAGCUAUACGCAAGCCUACGCUCCAAUCGACGAGUAUAUGUCCAAAUAUAGGCAAGGCUACAUCGGCUAUGCUGCUGCUGCUGCCUACGUCCAAGAUGCCUGUCGUUCAGCUCUGAGCUCCAGCGGAAUCCUCGCAAGCGUCUCAUCGCGGGCCAAGGAUGCCGAAAGGCUCAAGACUAAGUUGCUGAACAUGCACAAUGAAAAGAGAUUUGACAAGGCCAACGAUAUUGAGGAUAGGAUCGUCGAUAUCAUUGGCGUCAGGGUUUUAUUGUACUUUCCGAGCCAAGUGGAGGAGGUGAUCGCAAAGUUCGAAUCACUUUUCCCAGACGCAAUUUUGGACAGAAAGGAGCUCAACGAUACAAAGAGCACCGAGGGCAAUUCUAUGACAGCCCCGGUCAUUCUGGAAAAGCUCGGCAAAGACGACACGAUGAAGAAGCUCGGUUCAGGUCCAGUGGCGGUGACUGACACGGACAAUGGUUACAUCCAUCAAAACCGAUACGGGGGUUACCGUGCGGUGCACAUUCGAUUCACGAUGCCGACAUUGGAUUUGGGCGCCGAGAUGAGAUCCAUGUUUACCGGGCGUUUGAAGGUCGAGGUCCAGAUUCAGACUUUGCUCAUGCAUUCAUGGUCCGAGGUCAGCCACGAUCUCAUCUACAAAGAGCUGAGCGGAAAACCCUCGGUCCAGGAGUACCAGCUGCUGGAUUGUCUCAACGGAGUCGGAAAGCUUGGUGAAAAUGUUAUCCUGCAACUCCGAAGCACCAUGGAUAUUCGCCUCAAGAAAGGCUCGAGUGGCUUCAAAUCAUCAUUCAUACUCGCACAGUACAUCCGCGAAAACGUGCAAGGAGGGUUUGGCACACCAGUAAUGGGAGACGUGGAUGACUUGUUGGACUUCUUGAACCUUGCGCAGCAAAAUGACCCCAAAAGGUUGUUGGCCGCGAUCGAAAAGGCGAAGGAACGGAUCGUACAAAUUUCCCCCCCAACUGGUAUCAGCCAAAUUCCCUUAGUUGACAUCAUCUUGAAUCAAAUGGUCGAGAAGAUCACCUUCACCCCAGAAACACCCUUCCUGCUCAAAGCUCAGAAUGAUCAACUCAGCAAAGCCACAUUAAACAACAAGAACGAGAUUCUCGCCACCAUUUUCGAUCUCACGUGCCGGCCAAUCCUGCAAUCCGUCCCAGAAAAGAUUCUCGCCACCAAUUUGCAGUUUCCAUUGGCUUUCCGGAAACUACAAGAGCUUAAAUUGUACAAUGACAACAAGCCUGCUAUGCCGAGGACAGCCUUUCCGGUGCAUCGAAAAGAGCUAGGAGUAUCAGAUGUCAAGACAGCGUUAGGCGAUCUGGUAAAAUACUUUCAGAAGCGUAUGGAUAAUGCGAUAGUGCUGCAGUAUCUACGCCAUGCGCAAAUCAGGGCGUGGAAGCAGUUUGAAGGCAGAGACUUUUCAAAGGACUUUGUCUAA
Molecule: messenger RNA, 1527 nt
Organism: Alternaria arborescens
Lineage: Eukaryota; Fungi; Ascomycota; Dothideomycetes; Pleosporales; Pleosporaceae
Exons: 1
Coding region: 1-1527 (508 amino acids)
Biological process (GO): guanosine tetraphosphate metabolic process
Source: RefSeq, a predicted model, not a curated record